AUGGGCGCGCGCGAGCGUAAUAUUGAUCUCUUGCAUCCUGCCAACGCCAGCCAAAUGAUGCACAUACUCCAGGCAAGAAUGGCUGCCCAACAGAAAGCUAACGAAGGCAGUGUGGGUUCACAGUCAGCAUCCCAGUGUCUAGCCAGCCAUCUUCAUCUUCAGGUGUUCCAGGGGAGAACUCACCUCGUCCCAGCUCUACUGGUGAUAUCUCUGGGCAUGUCAGGAUCAGGGAAGGCCAGACAUGCAAUAUCUACAUUUGCCUCGACUUCCAGUCCCAGAAUGAUGAACCCUGCUGCGAAUCCCUUCUCCGCCCAAGGGAGAGAUAAUCCACUGUAUCCUCGUCAUUUAGUUCAGCCUACAAAUGGGACGCCCUCAGGAAAUUCCAUGCAGACGUCUGCAAAUGAGACACAUGUUUUGGAUCACACUGCGUCUACAAAUAAAAGUUUAGGUUCUGCUGAGCAUUUGCAAAUGCAGCAGCCUAGGCAGCUGAAUGCACCCAGUCCAAAAGCUGCUCUAUCUGACGCUGGGUUACCUAGUAAAUCUUCCCUUCAGAGUGGACGGGGGACCAAACAAGCACAGCAGCGAUCAGGAUUUACCAAACAACAACUCCAUGUUUUCAAAGCCCAGAUACUGGCAUUUCGUCGUUUGAAGAAAGGAGAAGAAAACCAAGCAAGGUCACUGGAGUCUGGCAAAGAGUCUAAGACUGCUGCUUCUUCAAAUGGACAGAUUUUUGCUAAAGAGGCAGAUAAUGGUGGAGAUACAGAAGUACCUUUGGCGACGGGCCACAGCCAAUUAUUUCAAAAUCUAGAAAAAGAAGCUGCUUCUACUGAUGCGGUUACGAAAGAGGAGCAACAAACUGAUGCAUUCCCAGUUAAGUCAGACCAAGGAGCAGAUGCUAGUACUCAACAGACUCCUAGAAGUGAUUCUAUUGCUGAUAAGGGAAAAGCUGUUGCAUCUGAUGGAAGCCAAUCUAAUGUUCCGCCACAAGCAAUCUCUCCCCCGCAGCCUAAGGAUACAGCCUCUGCAAGGAAAUAUCAUGGACCAUUGUUUGAUUUUCCCCUUUUCACUCAAAAACAUGACACUUAUGGAUCUGCAACAGCCAAUGCCAACAGUUUGAAAAAGAUAAAUGGUCUACUAGCAACAAACUUGGAAAGGAAAAGGAUUAGGCCGGAUCUUGUUUUGCGGCUUCAGAUUGAAGAGAAAAAGCUCAGGCUAUCGGCUCUUCAGUCUCGUGUUAAAGAUGAAGUGGAUCGACAACAGCAGGAUAUAAUGUCCAUGCCUGAUAGGCCAUACCGUAAAUUUGUGAGGUUGUGCGAAUGA
Molecule: messenger RNA, 1320 nt
Organism: Brassica napus (rape)
Lineage: Eukaryota; Viridiplantae; Streptophyta; Magnoliopsida; Brassicales; Brassicaceae
Product: ATP-dependent helicase BRM-like
Exons: 4
Coding region: 1-1320 (439 amino acids)
Source: RefSeq, a predicted model, not a curated record